Molecule: messenger RNA, 888 nt
Organism: Peronospora farinosa
Lineage: Eukaryota; Oomycota; Peronosporomycetes; Peronosporales; Peronosporaceae
Source: the annotation of a GenBank genome assembly
AUGCCAGGGCUUACUCCCACGCAACUUGCAGCAUUCAACCGUGACGGCUUCCUCGUGAUCCCUGGAGCUCUUUCUGCCUCGACCUGUGACGAUUUACGAGCUAAAGCUAACGAAUAUGUCGCACAAUGUGAUCUGAACAAACAUCGCUCCAUCUUUACUACGAAUAACCAGACGCGUCGUAUGAAUGACAAGUAUUUUCUCGAGUCAGGUGACAAGAUUCGCUACUUUUUUGAGGAAAAGGCGUUUAAAGAGGAUCAGAAGACGUUAGCGGUGCCUCUGAAUGUUGCAAUCAACAAGAUCGGCCACAAUCUGCACAACCUCGAGCCAGUGUUUCAGCAAGUGAGCUACGCUUCUGAGGUCAAGGACAUUCUCAAGUCACUCAACUAUGUACGUCCUUUGGUAGUGCAGUCCAUGUAUCUCUUCAAACAGCCGAGUAUAGGAGGAGAGGUGAAGCCUCAUCAGGAUGGAAGCUACCUCUACACAGAGCCACAGUCAGUGGUAGGGUUCUGGUGGGCUCUGGAAGAUUGCAUGCUUGAGAAUGGGUGUCUGCAUGGCGUACCAGGCUCUCAUUUGACUGUGACUGUGCGGCAAAGACUACGACGCACUACAAAAGAGCAACAACAGACAAACGGAGGUUUACUGCUGGAAAAUGUACCUGAGACGAUAGAGCCGUUCGAUGUGAGCAAAAGCCAGCCACUGAUCACGAAAAAAGGAGACCUGGUGCUGCUGCACAGCUCAUUUGUGCACUACAGCGAAGCCAACCGAUCGUCCAAGUCACGCCACGCGUACUCGAUCCACGUAGUGGAGAGUCACGAGGUGGAGUACCCAAAGGAUAAUUGGCUGCAAAUGACCGACAACGUGCCUUUGAAGCCGAUGUACGAGAGCUGA